AGAUUUUGACAAAAGGGCUCCUGCAGUUCCAGCAAAAGCUGCUACGGGACUCCGGACCCAAAUCUACAGAAUUUCUUCUUUACAUCACAAGCUAUCUGCUACCAAAUAUCCAGACCAAAGCACGUCCAGGUCAAAAGACAACCUUCAGUAAAGUGCAGUUGAUUGGACCUACUUGGAGACCCGCCCAAGGAUUCCGCUCGCGUGACGUAAAGGUUUCUGGAGCAGACCAUUCUAGUCAGUUUGACUACAGUCCGGUCAGCGGAGCCGCACCCAGCUCAAUCAAGAUAAAGCAGUCUGACAUCGAGACGUCAGGAUUCCAACAUGCCACCAAAAAAGAAGAAUAGAUCAAAGAAGAUGGGGAAAGGAAAACUGAAAACAGCCAUCCAGAGUCUAAUGGAGGGAGAGGACGACAUGAAAACGGCUAUCCACGGCGCCUUUGAGAAGCUGGAUACAGAUGGCAGCGGUUUCUUGGAGAAGGACGAACUCUACGAGGCACUGAAUGAGUUGCUGGGUGCUGACGACGACGAAGUGGCUAUUCCAAAAAAACGUUUUGACAAGUUUUUCGAAAAAAUGGACAAAGGCGAUGAUGAGCAUGAAGGAAAGAUCUCCGAAAAGGAGUUCACGAAGCGUGCCCGAGGCCUCUUUAAGCAAAUGCAGGAGACCGAGGACGAUGAUGACGAUGACUAGUGUCCGUUCAAGCGGGACCGGAGCUGAAAUGGGCAGUUGUUUCCAUAAUGUGAACUGCUCGGAAUAAAAGAGUCCGAUGCUCCUGAG
Molecule: messenger RNA, 774 nt
Organism: Branchiostoma floridae (Florida lancelet)
Lineage: Eukaryota; Metazoa; Chordata; Leptocardii; Amphioxiformes; Branchiostomatidae
Product: frequenin-1-like
Exons: 7
Coding region: 322-687 (121 amino acids)
Molecular function (GO): calcium ion binding
Source: RefSeq, a predicted model, not a curated record